AUGGCCGCCGGGAACGACGGCGCGGGUGCAACCCCCGGCGGUGGCACCAUGUUCGCUCCCAAGGUGUUCACGUGCAUGCUCGAACAGGCCAGGUGCGCACCCCAACCGACCCUCCGUCCCUCUCCCGCGCGCCUCGCCCGCCCGGCGCCGGGUGCGCACGACGUGCCCGCGACUCUCGCUCACCGUCCCUCUCCCCUUUCCCCGCCCUCCCCGCCCAGGAGGCUCCCCGACGGCGACGUCGGCGCGUGUGGGCCCGCGUAUCACUUCCCGAACCUCCCGCACUCGCCGCGGUUCACCCGCGUGUGGGUCCAAGGCGUCGUCGUGUGGACCGACGGCGGAGGGGACGACGGCGACGGGCGUCGUCGAUGCGUCGACCGGUUCGCGCUCGACGACGGCACCGGCCCGCCGCUGCGAAUCGCCACGCCGCCCUCGUGCCACUGCGCCAGCACGAGGGACCCGUUCACGCGGCGGACGCCGGGCGUCGGGGACUACGUGGCGUGCGUCGGGUUCGUCGUGCCGAACGAGGGGGGGGGACACGUCACGACGAGUUCCGACGGUGAUGGAGCGGGGGAGAAAAACGACGGGCAACAACGACGGCGCGGCUGCCCCAGGUUCACCCUCGUCGCGGAGAGGGUGCACGACCUGAGCCGCGAGGGUGACGCGCAGAGGGAGGCGAUGUGGAACGUGGAGGUUCCCGAGGCGUUCAAAACGCUGGAGGCGGCGCACGCGGCGGGUUAG
Molecule: messenger RNA, 738 nt
Organism: Micromonas commoda
Lineage: Eukaryota; Viridiplantae; Chlorophyta; Mamiellophyceae; Mamiellales; Mamiellaceae
Exons: 1
Coding region: 1-738 (245 amino acids)
Source: RefSeq, a predicted model, not a curated record